This is a messenger RNA of Hevea brasiliensis (rubber tree), 1641 nucleotides long. RefSeq names its product putative disease resistance protein RGA3. The transcript has 2 exons. Gene Ontology annotation, molecular function: ADP binding. Bases 1 to 1641 code for a protein of 546 amino acids. The record is from RefSeq and is a predicted model, not a curated record. Gene Ontology annotation, biological process: defense response to other organism. NCBI's taxonomy places the organism in Eukaryota, Viridiplantae, Streptophyta, Magnoliopsida, Malpighiales, Euphorbiaceae.
AUGGCUGAAAUGUUCCUCAGUUUCGUGGUGGACGCAACUCUGUCCAGAGUGGCUUCACUCAUCAACGAUGAAAUCAUCUUUGCUUGGAAUCUUAAGGACGACUUGAAAGGCCUUCAAGAUUCCCUCACAUUGAUUCGUGCUGUGCUUCAAGAUGCAGAGGAACAACAAACCAAGAGAGAAUCUGUGAGGCUUUGGCUGAAGAAGCUCAGAGAUGUCGCUUAUGAUGCUGAAGACGUAUUUGAUGAGUUAGCGUACGAGGAUCUUCGAGGAAAGGUUCAGAUGCAAGACCAACUAGGAAGGGAGGUACGCAACUUUUUUUCGUUCUCCAAAGGCGCUCGUUAUGUCAAAAAGGUUGCAUUGCAUGUCAAAAUGGCUCACAAAGUUAGGAAAAUAAAUGAUUCGUUGAAUAAGAUUAAGAAUGAAGCUAUGGGUUUUGGACUUCAAGUACUAUCUAGAGGGCCUCGAAUCCACUUGGAUCGGUUGACAGACUCGGUCCUUGACAACCCAGUUGUAGGGAGGGAAGCCGAUGCCUCCAAAAUUGUGAACUUGCUUAGUUGUUCCUGUGACCAACAAGUUCUUACCAUUGUAGCCAUAGUGGGCAUGGGAGGUUUGGGAAAGACAACCUUAGCUAAAUUGGUGUGUCAAGAAGUAAUAGAAAAAAGGCUUUUUGAUCUUACAAUAUGGGUUUGUGUAUCUGAUCACUUUGAUUACGCAAGAAUUUUGGGGGAAAUGCUGCAAACUCUCGAUGAAAAUGUGGGUGGGGUGACCAACAUAGAUGCAAUACUUAAACAUCUUACGAAGAAGUUGGAGGGCAAAAAGUUUUUACUUGUUCUUGAUGAUGUGUGGGAUGAGGUAUCAAAGAGGUGGGAUGACUUGAUGAAUCGUUUGGUAAGAAUUAGUAGAAACAAUGGAAAUGCUAUUCUUGUCACAACUCGAAGCGAGGAAUUGGCAUCAAUAGUGGAGACUUCUACUCAUUAUAGGCAUAUUCUGAAUGUGUUGUCUGAUAAAGAUUCCUGGUCCAUUAUGAAGGAAAGGGCAUUUAGAAAUGGAGGAAUAUCAAUUCCAUCAGACUUGGAGGGUAUCGGAAUGGAGAUUGCAAAAAAAUGUAGAGGAGUGCCAUUAGCUGCAAAAGUUUUAGGUGGGACGAUGGGUUUGAAAAUAGAUAAGGAAGCAUGGCUGUCAAUUAGAAACAGUAAUGUUUUGAAUGCAUCAGAUAAUAAGGAUAAUAUUAAGUCUAUAUUGAAACUAAGUUUUGAUCGUUUGCCUUCAUAUCUGAAGUCAUGUUUUACAUAUUGUUCAGUUUUUCCGAAAGACACUGUGAUUGUAAAAGAUGAAUUAAUUCAGCUUUGGAUGGCUGAAGGUCUUCUUGGGACACCUAAUGCAGAUGAGGGUAAUAAAUAUUUUAAUGCCUUACUGCAUAAUUCUUUUUUCCAAGAUGUGAAAAGGGAUGAAUAUGAGAAUAUUAAAAAUUGCAAGAUGCAUGAUCUUGUGCAUGAUCUUGCACUGUCUCUUUCAAAUUCUGAGACAUUGACUUUGGAAAAUUGUUCAACUAUUGAUGACUUGUCUUGCAUUCGUCUUUCCUAUGUAGAUAGUCAAGAUGCAACAAUUUUAAAGGGAUUUCCAACAGAUCUUGGAAGCUAA